AUGAACUGCAGCGAAAGCCAGCGGUUGAGCACUCUCCUGAGACGUCUGCUGCUAGAGCUGCACCACCAGGGCAACGCCAGCAGCCUGGGCGCAGGCCCCGGCCCGAGCAUGGGCAUGGGGGUGGUGCCCGACCCCUAUGUGGGCCGCGAGGUGACAAGCGCCAAGGCUGACGACUCUUAUAUCUACAUCCUGCUCAUCAUGAUCUUCUACGUCUGCGUGGCCGGGGGGAUCAUCCUGGUGUAUAACCGUUCUCGCAAGCUCGUGGACGACAAGAAUGAGGCGGCCCCAGCCUACGUGGAGCACGAGUGGUCCCUGGGAGGAGCCCUGGUGGAUGCCGAGAGAGCCGCUGCCUCUCCGGCCUCUGGCGGCCGCCAGCUCGCCCCUGGGGGGCUGCCUGCAUUCUCCCAGAGCAUGGAGGGGGUCUAGAAAUACAGCAACC
This is a messenger RNA of Sorex fumeus (smoky shrew), 439 nucleotides long. RefSeq names its product potassium voltage-gated channel subfamily E regulatory subunit 5 (gene KCNE5). The transcript has a single exon. NCBI's taxonomy places the organism in Eukaryota, Metazoa, Chordata, Mammalia, Eulipotyphla, Soricidae. The record is from RefSeq and is a predicted model, not a curated record. Gene Ontology annotation, molecular function: potassium channel regulator activity; voltage-gated potassium channel activity involved in ventricular cardiac muscle cell action potential repolarization; transmembrane transporter binding. Gene Ontology annotation, biological process: potassium ion export across plasma membrane; ventricular cardiac muscle cell action potential; negative regulation of delayed rectifier potassium channel activity. The coding region runs from base 1 to 426 and encodes 141 amino acids. Gene Ontology annotation, cellular component: membrane.